Molecule: messenger RNA, 1215 nt
Organism: Pediculus humanus corporis (human body louse)
Lineage: Eukaryota; Metazoa; Arthropoda; Insecta; Psocodea; Pediculidae
Product: peptidyl-prolyl cis-trans isomerase f, ppif, putative
Exons: 6
Coding region: 1-1215 (404 amino acids)
Biological process (GO): protein peptidyl-prolyl isomerization
Molecular function (GO): peptidyl-prolyl cis-trans isomerase activity
Source: RefSeq, a predicted model, not a curated record
AUGUCGAAACAACCUUAUCACAGUUUAAAUUCAUCAACGCCUUUAACAUAUUCAAAUCCUCAAACUCCGGGUAGUAACACGGAUGAUUUUUUCACAUCGACAAGUCAAUCAUUGACGACGAGGAAAAAAAAGAAAAAAUGUACCUGCAAAGGAUUGGUAUCGGGUGGAACGGUUAGAAAAUAUAAAAAAAAUUCCGAUCCCGAUGUGAUACCUUGGUUACGUGAAGUUAAAAAGAGAAAAGAAUUUAUUAAAAAACACAUGCGUCUCUUGAGAAAUUGUAAGGCAAUCGUCGAUGAUAAACCCCCCAAGUUAAACAUAUCAUCCCUUUACGAUCCAGAAUUAUUAAGUUCAAUAAGAACAGAUCUUAAAAAUCGUUUCGAUGGAAAUAUAGCAAUUGUUAAAUCACUUUUUGAAAUUUGUUUGAGACGUGGGAAAACCGACACUUUUUCAUAUAAUUAUGAAAAAUCAAAACCGACAAAUUAUUUCGAUCGUAAAAAAUUUGCACAAAAUAUUGAAAAUCAUAAUGUUCAAGUCAUGUCGACCAUAUUGAAAAAACCGGGUCCGACAUUGGAUACCGUUAAAAAACAUGCAGAAGAUUGGAAAAAAAUGGAAGCCAUUAUGGAAGGUUUAUCCGAUUUUCCACUUUAUUGGAAAGUUAAAACUGAAAAAAAUGUUAUGGAAACAAUGUCGCCUCCUCCAAACGUACAACAAUAUAUAACGGAUAAAUCUGCAAGAUAUUCCGAUAAGAGACCGAGAGUUUUUUUUGAAGUGUCAAUAAAAGGUUUUGGAGUCGUAGGGAGAAUGGUCGCAGUUUUGUAUUCGGAUUUCGUACCUGUAACGGUUAAAAAUUUUUUAAAUUUUUGCAAUUCAAAAAAUUCACUCACGUACAAGGGAAAUUUUUUUUAUUUAAUUUUUCAAAAUUAUUAUUGUCAAACGGGUGACGUGGUUGAAAAUCACGGUUUUGGCGGUACGAGCAUUUACGGACCUUAUUUUAAAUGUGAAAAUUUUUCUAUUAAACACGAUAGCAGAGGUGUUUUAACGAUGCAUCAAAGAACAACGAAUCGUAACGACAGUCAAUUUUUAAUAACAUUUAGAAAAUUAAUAUCUUUGGAUGGCAAACAUGUCGCGUUUGGUAAAAUCGUAAAAGGUAUUCACGUAUUAGACAUAAUCGAAAGUCUCGAUGCUAUCACGAAGAAUGGAAGACUCUCGUUUUGA